Tetranychus urticae (two-spotted spider mite) is the source of this 903-nucleotide messenger RNA. RefSeq lists its product as uncharacterized. The record is from RefSeq and is a predicted model, not a curated record. Lineage: Eukaryota; Metazoa; Arthropoda; Arachnida; Trombidiformes; Tetranychidae.
CAAAAACAGCUUUAUGUGUAGCUUGACAUCACAGGCUCACAAGCUAUUCAAAUUUAAGUUAUUUAUCUUUAUUAAUAGAUUGAUAACGUUACAUUGAGUAUACAUUUCAGAAUUAAUUUCACCGUUUACUAUUAGUCAACAAUCUAACUGCAUACAUGACGCAAGCUAAAUCCAAGAAACGAAGCCAUGAAGAGGAAGAAGGUUGUUUACCUAUUUCCAAACGAAUGAGUAAAUUGCAACUUGAUGCUGAGGAGACCAAUGUGUAUCUUCAAAGUGCUACCAGCGAUAAACCAGUCUACCAUGGAAAGGAUAGUGAUAAACUAAUGGACCCAAAUUCAUUAAGCUGUCCUUAUCAGCCUACUUUGAAUGUAGACCAGAAUCCGCUAUAUUUUGAAUCAAACCGUGUUCUCUUCGAAGCACAUAAAAAUCGCCUUCAAAGGCAACGAAUAAGGAUAAAGUGAUAUCAAAAUGCACUCAUCAAGACUCUAUCAUUUGGGUUCAGAUUGAUCUUUGUCGCGGAACUGAGAGAGAUAUGAUCACAUAGCCAAAAAAAGGAACAAAACUGACUGUUUAUCUUUCUCGGGAAAGCUUAUUAAAUGUGAUCAUGUUUAUUUUCUACUAUUCAAUUCUCGCAGUCACUCGCAUCAAAUUAUAAUCUUCACCUCUUCAUUUUUUGCCAUUGUGUCACAGUUAGUUUAUUAUGCAUAAAUUCACAAAUAUGACUAUCAAAGACUUUUGAUGUAUAUUUGUAAAAACUAAGAUCAUCCAAAUGGUCACUGUAUCAUGUUCAUUAUUAUUUACAAAAAAUCAUCUUCUGAUACUUCAAGCCAAAUCUUGGUCUAAUUUUAUGUGAAGAUAAGCCAAAGUUAAUCUUCAAUAAAAUCGAAAUUCAAAAAAUAUUAA